ACGAUUCAGUUGACUAUCAAACGAAGUGAGAGCAACAUCUUGGAAAUUGUUAGAGCUAAACACAAAACAAAAUAAUGAAAUUAUUUUUAAAUUUAAGUGUGACACUAAUAUUGUGUCAUUUAGCAAACGCUUUAGGGCCAUACACGGUUUGUUUCUACGAUGCUUCCAGUGUGGAGAGAGAAGGUUUAGCCAAAUUGUCACUUGACAAUUUAGAAACAGCUUUGACUUUUUGCACUCAUUUGGUGUACGGUUAUGUGGGUCUCAAUCCAGAAACUUUCCGUUUGGCUUCCUUAAAUAAUGCUCGUGAUGUCAAGGGUAGACAUUUCCUUAAGGUUACCUAUUUAAAGGAGAAGUAUCCAUAUGUUAAGUUCUUAUUGAGUGUGGGUGGUGACAAAGAUCUGGGUGGUUCUGACAAAUAUAUACAAUUGUUGGAGGGUGGCCAAGAAAAACAACAAAAUUUCAUUGAUUCAGCUAAAUAUUUGGUGAGAAGUUUAAAUUUCGAUGGCUUGGAUUUGGCCUUCCAAUUGCCACAAAACAAGCCACGUAAAGUUCACUCAUCUUUUGGCAUGACUUGGAAAUCUACGAAAAAACUAUUUACCGGUGACUAUGUAGUUGAUAAAAAUGCCGACGAACAUAAACAGCAAUUUACCGAAUUGGUCAAGAAUCUGAAAACAUCAUUUGCUGAGAAUGAUUUGUUAUUGAGUUUAACCGUACUGCCCAAUGUAAAUUCAUCAUGGUAUUUUAAUGUUCCCGCUUUAAUUAAUCAAUUGGAUUUUGUUAAUUUGGCUGCAUUUGAUUUCACCACACCCGAACGUAAUCCUCAUGAAGCAGACUAUACCGCCCCUUUGUAUGCACCCACAUUAGAGGGUAAUCGCCAGCCUCACUAUAAUGUAGAUCAACAAGUCGAGCAUUGGACCUCCGAACGUUUCCCUAAAACUAAAAUCAAUGUGGGCAUUGCUGCUUAUGGUCGUGCUUGGAAAAUGACUUUGGACUCCAAAACUGAGGGUUUCCCCAUUAUUGCCUCCACUGAGGGUGCUGCUGAGGCCGGUCCCCAAACAAAAGUUUCUGGCCUUUUAAGUUAUCCCGAAAUCUGCUUAAAAUUGCAACCCAAAGGUGAAUAUGUUUUGCGUCGUUUUGCUGAUCCCACCAAAAAACACGGUACUUAUGCAUUCCAUGCUGCUGAUAAGGAUGGUGAACAUGGUACCUGGGUUAGCUAUGAUGAUCCUGAAGUAGCGGCCACUAAAGCGGCUUAUGUCACCUCUAAAGGUUUGGGUGGUGUGGCUUUAUUUGAUUUGAGUAUGGAUGAUUUUCGCGGUCAGUGCACUGGGGAUAAGUUUCCCAUAUUGAGGGCUAUUAAAUAUAAAUUAUAAAUGUUUGGCCAAAAAAUUUGAUUUGCAUUGAAUAAAGUGAAUAAAAUUUUAUUUAACAA
This is a messenger RNA of Calliphora vicina (urban bluebottle blowfly), 1429 nucleotides long. RefSeq names its product chitinase-like protein Idgf3. Lineage: Eukaryota; Metazoa; Arthropoda; Insecta; Diptera; Calliphoridae. The coding region runs from base 75 to 1370 and encodes 431 amino acids. The transcript is spliced from 3 exons. Gene Ontology annotation, biological process: carbohydrate metabolic process; chitin catabolic process. Gene Ontology annotation, molecular function: chitin binding; chitinase activity. The record is from RefSeq and is a predicted model, not a curated record. Gene Ontology annotation, cellular component: extracellular region.